AUGGCUCAAGAUAGACAAAAAUCCUACGCGGACUUAGGAAGAAAACCGGCAGAAUUCUCAGUUGGGGAAAAAGUUUGGUUGAAGGUUUCUCCCACUCGGGGAGUGAUGAGGUUCGGGAAGAAGGGAAAGUUAAGCGCUAGAUUUAUUGGUCCCUAUGACAUCCUUGAGAGGGUAGGAAAUCUGGCUUAUCGUUUGGCGCUACCGAUGGAGUUGGAACGAGUGCACAAUGCGUUUCAUGUGUCUCAGUUAAAGAAGUAUGUGCACAAUCCGUCACAUGUGAUUUCGCCUGAAGUGGUGCCCCUUGACGGGACUAUGUCUUAUGAAGAAAGGCCGUUCCGGAUCUUGGACUUCAAAACAAGAGAAACCCGCAGGAAGUCGGUGAAAAUGGUAAAAGUAUGGUGGUCCCAUCAUGGAGUGGAAGAAGCAACCUGGGAGCUGGAGUCGCCAUGCGGGAGCGCUAUCCUGAUCUGUUUACCUCAGACUACACCAUCUAGUUACACAUGGAGAUCAAGUGGUAGACAAAACUCUAAAGUUCCUUACAAUCCUUCAGGCAAUGCUAUAGAGAUGAUAACCAUGGCUGGAGGUGCUUGA
Molecule: messenger RNA, 591 nt
Organism: Ipomoea nil (Japanese morning glory)
Lineage: Eukaryota; Viridiplantae; Streptophyta; Magnoliopsida; Solanales; Convolvulaceae
Exons: 2
Coding region: 1-591 (196 amino acids)
Source: RefSeq, a predicted model, not a curated record